This is a messenger RNA of Lathyrus sativus (Indian pea), 768 nucleotides long. NCBI's taxonomy places the organism in Eukaryota, Viridiplantae, Streptophyta, Magnoliopsida, Fabales, Fabaceae. The record is from the annotation of a GenBank genome assembly.
AUGGCAGCGGCGUCGCGGGUGGUAUCGAGGUUGUGCGUGGUUCCGCUGCUGGUACUCUCAAACGGCGUCGUUACAUCCUCAUCUUCUAGUUGUAACACCGAAAUUCCAACCUUGAGUACCAAAUGUUUGAGGUUUUGUUCUUCAUCUUCUUCCGAAAAAACAUCACUAUGGUGGAACAAAUCAUCGAACAAAUUGCCCCACAUUGUAAAAGCCGGAGAACCAGUUCUGCACGAGCCUGCACGCCAGGUUGAUCCAAAUGAGAUUAAUUCAGACAAGAUUCAGAAUAUAAUCGAUGACAUGAUUCAUGUCAUGAGAAAAGCCCCUGGAGUUGGUCUUGCUGCCCCAGAAAUUGGUAUCCCCUUAAGGAUAAUUGUUUUGGAAGUUAGAAAAGAAUAUAUUAGUUACAAGACAGAGGAGGAGAACAAAUCACAAGAUAGAAGGCCUUUUGAUCUUUUGGUGAUUCUGAAUCCCAAGCUAAAGAAGAAGAGCAACAAGACUGCCUUCUUUUUUGAAGGCUGCUUGAGUGUUGGUCUGCAUCAAGCUUUGGUAGAGCGGUAUCUUGAUGUUGAGGUUGAAGGUUUUGAUCGUUAUGGCGAGCCAAUCAAAAUAAAGGCUUCAGGAUGGAAGGCUAGGAUUUUACAGCAUGAGUGUGAUCACUUGGAUGGUACGCUAUAUGUUGAUAAGAUGGUACCAAAAACUUUCAGAAACUGGAAAAACAUGGAUCAGCCUCUUGCCCCUGGGUGCCCCAAACUUGGCCCCCGAGCUUAA